Messenger RNA from Gamsiella multidivaricata, 384 nucleotides. Its product is annotated as 60S acidic ribosomal protein P2. The coding region runs from base 55 to 384 and encodes 109 amino acids. Lineage: Eukaryota; Fungi; Mortierellomycota; Mortierellomycetes; Mortierellales; Mortierellaceae. Gene Ontology annotation, cellular component: cytosolic large ribosomal subunit; ribosome. Gene Ontology annotation, biological process: cytoplasmic translational elongation. Gene Ontology annotation, molecular function: structural constituent of ribosome. The record is from RefSeq and is a predicted model, not a curated record. The transcript has 3 exons.
AUUCGAAUAGUUCUCGCAAAGAGUUAAAUCGCACUUUUCGAUACAGAAGUCACCAUGAAGUACCUCGCUGCCUACCUUUUGCUCACCCUCGGUGGUAACGCCACCCCCUCCGCCAAGGACAUCACCACCCUCCUCGGCACCGUCGGUAUUGAGGCCGAGUCUGAGCGUAUUGAGUCUUUGAUUGCCCAGCUCUCCGGCAAGGACAUCAACGAGCUCAUUGCUGAGGGUACCUCCAAGCUCGCCUCCGUCCCCAGCGGUGGUGCUGCUGCUGCCCCCGCUGCCGGUGGUGCUUCCGCUGCUGCCACUGAGGAGAAGAAGGUGGAGAAGAAGGAGGAGCCCAAGGAGGAGUCCGAUGACGAUAUGGGAUUCGGUCUUUUCGAUUAA